Molecule: messenger RNA, 1965 nt
Organism: Gigantopelta aegis
Lineage: Eukaryota; Metazoa; Mollusca; Gastropoda; Neomphalida; Peltospiridae
Product: zinc finger CCCH domain-containing protein 7B-like
Exons: 5
Coding region: 190-1965 (591 amino acids)
Biological process (GO): miRNA processing
Molecular function (GO): miRNA binding; metal ion binding
Source: RefSeq, a predicted model, not a curated record
AUAUCUAUGAAAAAAAAACCAAUAUGGAGAAUAGUGGAGAGAUAGAAGCCUAUAAAACCUAAAUCUGAGCUGGGAUUACUGGAAAAGACUAUCAGAAGGCAGGCAGCAGUGACGAUCUCGGUAUCGACCUAAUGUGCAUCACAGCAUAAAAUGGAUUAAAAGAGAGAAGCAAUUCCUAACAAGUCUAAAAUGCCAAAGAAAAAAAAAGGUAAGCUUGUCGAGACUGCUUCAGCUCAGCAAGUCAUGGAGGUUGACUGGCCACUGAAGGAUGAGUUCCACUUCCGAUUGGCUUGUCAGAAGUGUUUUGUCAAGACUGGAGAGGGCAUCAAGGGAUAUAACUACAAGGAAGGCCUGCAUCACAACUGUGACUAUGACAUCAUGCUCAUUAAAUUAAAACAGAGACCUGAUGUCAACUGGAUCAAGGUGCGACCCAGGGCAAAACGAUAUUUUGGGCAGUUUUUUACGAAAUACAAGAUAUGCAUUAAUUUUCAGAGAGAAAAGGUAUGCCAGUAUGGUGAGAAGAAAUGUACAUUUCCUCAUCAUAUUGCUGAAAAGAAACUCUGGGAAUUGGACUGGAGUAGAGAAUUCAACAUCAAAAAUUUUAUAACAGAAAUGCAGAAUAAAAGAAUUUUUACAAGUUUCUUUCCAGGAUCAAUAGCUCAUCCAGAUAUUAACCCUGUUAACCAGAAACAGGAUAGUCCAGAAUUAAGUUCUAACAAUAAGCAGCCACAUACAUGUAAGAUAACACAGCAGCCACCUCAGAAAGAGUUUUCUCCUGUAGGUCAAGGUUCCCAGCAGGCUGCAGAUUUUGAUGGAAUGAAAAAACUUGAAAAUCCACUCAAAGCUCAUUAUGACUUCAGAAUAUUGUGCAAAGAAUGCUUAGUACCUAGUAAUCAGCCUGGACUUUCUAUUCACAAGCCACAUGUCCAUAACUGUGAGCAGAAUGUUCUAGCUCUGUACAAGAGAGGUGAACCUUCUUAUUUGAUGAGAGUGAGGGAACGCACCAAUCAUCGUGAUUUUCCAGGAAGCUACAUUAUUUGUAAUAGUAUUAAGUAUGGGAGGCCUGAUAUGUGCAGAUUUGGGAAAGAGAAGUGCAGUUUUGCCCAUAACCGAGUUGAGCAGAUCCUGUGGACCCAGGAAAAAGAAGGGAGUUUUAACGUUUCCGAGUUCAUUCUUCAGAACAGGUCUGCCACUGGUGGAGCUAAAGGUUACACGGUGGAAGAAUUGUUGAAAAAACAUGGGGGAAAUUUAAAGUUUAUUUGUCGGCAGUGCUUCUGUGCCCGACCACCAAGAAUAGAAGAGCUUGAAAGGAAAGGUUAUUGCAGUGCUAACCGAGAACAUUCAUGGAAGAACAGCAAGGUUCUUGCUCAUAUUGGAUCACAGGGCGGCAUCACCAUCAUAAACAAGCGAGUGUUUGUGCAUAAAUCAGCAUACUUCAAAUUUUGUUACUGGAAAUCAUUUUGCAAACAUUCUUUGACAGGGAGCUGUGUGUUUGCUCACAGCAUGGUUGAGCGUGAUGUGUGGAUGUGUGAAAGAGAUGGGGACCUCAGUCAGGAGCAGGUGGUGGAUAAGUGUAAUGCCAUAAUGUCAGAGUUUUCAGAGACUGAACCACCAGCAAGAGACCUCUGUCCUUACAAUGUCCAAGUUCUCUGUGGCACGUGCUGGGAGAUUAAAACUAUCAGUAAGCAGGAUGGAAGCCAGGACAAAUGUAUUAAAGGUCAUAAUGACUGGCACUACGUAAAGAUUUUCAUGCUUAUGCCAGAUAAAAAAGAGAUUCGACCUCUUCCAAGGAGAAUUCCUGCUCGUCUGAACAUUGUCAUUUGCAGAGAUUUUCUAGCAAACAGACGAUGUCGUUACCAUCUUGGAAGUUAUUGUCAGUUUGCUCACAGUGAGGAAGAGAAAGAUGUAUGGGUCUGGAUGUGCGAAAAUAAUAGUAAGUUUAGUAGUUACAUACAGUCGUCUUGA